AUGACAGUCCACGGCUGCUUCAAUGUCAACUUGUUCCGACGGCGGAACACGGCAGCGGCAGCGGCGGCCGACCCGAACCCCGUCCGUGAUGCCAAGACGCCGAGUGCUGAACCCCGCGACGUGGAGGCCUACUAUCCAUGCGCCUGGAGUAGUCGGUCAACGAAGGCGGUGGACCAGCCCCCGCCAUACUCUGGCGCCAGUGGACUGCCGAAGGAGAUUGGCGAGACGAUCAAGGCCACGGUGCUCGAGUAUUCUGACAAGCUCACCGAGAUCUCGCGCUGGAUCUGGCAACACCCUGAGCUUGGCUACGCCGAGGUGGGUGCGCACAAGCGCCUGACCGACCUUCUUGAGAGUGAGGGCUUCGAGGUUGAGCGCGGAUACAAGGACCUCCCCACCGCUUUCCGUGCCGUGUACAAACACGGCUCAGGAGGGCGCACGUUUGCGUUCUGUAGCGAAUACGACGCUCUUCCAGGUAUCGGACACGCGUGCGGACACAACCUGAUUGCGGUCGCAGGCGUUGCUGGCCUUCUGGGUAUGCGCGCGGCGAUGAGAAAGUACGGGAUGGACGGCACCGCUGUGCUGAUUGGCACGCCGGCCGAGGAGGGCGGGAUGGGCAAGGCUGUCCUUCUCGACCGCGGAGGAUUCCUGGGCAUCGACGCAUGCAUGAUGGUCCACCCUGUUGGUGACUAUGCAGGUGUCGCGCCCGGCACCGCAUGUGUGAUACCCACCCUGGCCGUGGUGGAGCUCGGCAUCGAGUUCUUCGGGCGACCGGCACACGCAGGCGUCGCUCCCUGGGAAGGCGUGAAUGCGCUCGACGCCGUACACCUCGCUUACGGCUCCAUCUCUGCUCUCAGACAACAGUUGCACCCCACCGACAAAGUGCACGGUAUUAUCACACAUGGCGGCAAGGCGCCCAACAUUAUCCCAGACUAUGCUGCCAUGAAGUACUUUAUCCGCGCCAAGACGGCCAACGACGUCGAGGCGCUCGUCGCCAAGGUCCAAGCAUGCUUUGACGGCGCUGCCACCGCGACCGAGUGCAAGGUCAAGUACGACGUGGCGCCCAUGACGUACGAUCUGCGUAACAACGGGCCAUUCUGCGACGAGUUUGCCGCCGCCGUGUCGGCGUUAUGGAACCGGCGCACAUGGAUCGCGCUCGACAAUUGGGACAACGCAGGCGGGUCCACCGACUUUGGUAAUGUGUGCUACGCGAUGCCAGCGUGUCACCCCCAAUUCGGCAUCCCUGCCGAACCAGGCCGCGGGAACCACACGCCCCAGUUCACGGAGAAAUGCGGCACGGCCAAGGCGCACGAGUACACGUUCGAGUUUGCCGCUGGCAUGUGCGCUGUGGGCGCACAGUUCCUCGCCAACAAGGACUUUGCCGACAAAGCGAUCAAAUGGUGGAAGGAGGAUAUGAAGGGUGCGGCGGUGUAA
Molecule: messenger RNA, 1431 nt
Organism: Cutaneotrichosporon cavernicola
Lineage: Eukaryota; Fungi; Basidiomycota; Tremellomycetes; Trichosporonales; Trichosporonaceae
Exons: 3
Coding region: 1-1431 (476 amino acids)
Molecular function (GO): dipeptidase activity
Source: RefSeq, a predicted model, not a curated record